GUCUUGCAACCAAGUCUCCCUACUUUACUGAUCACAACAGUGGUGAUCCAGCCACUGCAACUUUUGGAGCAGAGAAAAUGCUGCUUUGGAGCAACUUUCUAACAGAACUCGAUUUUGGAGCAGCAACUAAUUGCACAGGGAUACCUCUCUCAUGACCGCUAAAACUAAUGUUGAAUUCCAAUGGCGGAGUCAGAGCAAGUUUUUCUGCUCGUUUCGGAGCAAGUUUGUUCCAAUGGCAGAGUGAGGGCGGGAGCAAAGUGUUCCAAUGAGAGAGUCGGAGUGGAUUCAGAGCGGGAGUCACUCUGUGGAGCAGAAAAAGAUGCUCCGCCAAAAUCGGCGGAGUGGACCGGAACUCUGCGUGACGUAUUUCCUUUACCACGUUUCUCUGCUGGGGGUCGCCACCGGUCGCGACUCGCGAGUUGUGGUGGUAAUGGUGGACGACAUGAACGGCUCGGCAAGUUCGGCAAAGCAUGCGGCAUUGCUUAUGCUACUCGACAGCGACAGCUCCGAGUCGGAAAGCUCAAGUUCCGACACGAGCGAUUACUCGGAUAGUGACAGCGACGCUGAAACUGCCGCUUACGAGCGGGAAUUCGACAGGAUGUUCCGCAUUCCCGCGAAGAGGCCCAAAAUAGUCGGCUUCAUCGAGGACGUCGUGCGGCAGUACUCGGACGAUGAGUUCCGAAGGCACUUCAGGCUAGCUCGACCUGUGGCUGAAAAGUUGAUCGCCGAGUUUUCUGCGUCGUCUAUGUGCCCUUCGAGCACACAUGGAGGGGUUCCAGUAAAAUCUGCGGAAACGCACAUCUUGUCGUUUAUCUGGUGAGUUCUCGCCUUUAUUUCUAUGCACCUGCCAAAUGAACAACGAUAAAUGAAACGCGAGGGCGUCGGAUGCCUGCAUAAAAAUGCAUUUGACAGCGAGCUCGUUGCUUGCACUGCAGUGUAGUCUGAAGCUGCUUUUCCGCAUGCGUGUUAUCCCACUGCGCAGGUACGCGGCCAACAAAACGUGCAUGAGAAACGUGGCAAGCCGGUUCGACUUGUCAGAAAGCUCUGUUCACCGAAUCCUCCAUAGAGUAGCGGACUUCCUCCUGACCCUGGGACCAUCGUUGAUAAAGUUUCCUGCUGA
Molecule: messenger RNA, 1120 nt
Organism: Dermacentor silvarum
Lineage: Eukaryota; Metazoa; Arthropoda; Arachnida; Ixodida; Ixodidae
Exons: 2
Coding region: 266-820 (184 amino acids)
Source: RefSeq, a predicted model, not a curated record